Molecule: messenger RNA, 674 nt
Organism: Parasteatoda tepidariorum (common house spider)
Lineage: Eukaryota; Metazoa; Arthropoda; Arachnida; Araneae; Theridiidae
Gene: LSm3
Product: U6 snRNA-associated Sm-like protein LSm3
Biological process (GO): mRNA splicing, via spliceosome
Molecular function (GO): RNA binding
Source: RefSeq, a predicted model, not a curated record
UUGAUAGUUAGAUUAAAGUUGUACUUUUUGGAUCUCGUGAAAUGUUCUUAACGAAAAAACGGAAUAAACAACAUUUUUUUCUUUCUUUUGAUUCGUUUAAAAGACAGUUUUCAACUGAAUCAACUGUAAUAGUACAUUUUGACAUGUUUAAACUACGCUUCAGAAGUGUAAACUGAGUAAACGUUUUGUACCAGGUAGACGGUCGAGUUAGUUUAAGGACUCAUCAAUAUCCAAAAUAUCAAAUAUAUAAAUAUUUUGUGGUUAGAGCUUGGGAUAUUACUGUUUUGAUUUCUAUUAAUUACUGAUUAAAUACAUAUAAAAAUGGCUAUGACUGAUGAUACUGAACAAUCAGCUGCAAAUGCUGUAGAAGAACCUUUGGAUUUGAUUCGCCUGAGUUUAGAUGAACGCAUUUAUGUGAAGAUGAGAAACGAAAGAGAAUUAAGAGGUAGAUUACACGCAUACGAUCAACAUUUGAACAUGAUUCUAGGAGAUGUUGAGGAAACUGUUACAACUAUUGAAAUUGAUGAAGAAACAUAUGAAGAAGUUUAUAGAACGACCAAGAGAACAGUACCAAUGCUAUUUGUUCGAGGUGAUGGAGUUAUUCUCGUAUCUCCUCCCAUUCGUGGAGGAAUGUAACAAACAUUUGUAAAAAAAAAUAAAAUAUUAAAAAACCA